This is a messenger RNA of Vicia faba (fava bean), 264 nucleotides long. NCBI's taxonomy places the organism in Eukaryota, Viridiplantae, Streptophyta, Magnoliopsida, Fabales, Fabaceae. The record is from the annotation of a GenBank genome assembly.
AUGCUUACACCUACAUUUGGGACAUACUGGAGGCUAACAAAAGAGCUUUCAUAUUUAUGCAUAAUUCUAUGCAUCAGUUGCAGCUUUAGAUCAGAGAGCCGAGUGUCGAGUGUUGAUUGCCCGCUUGCUACUCAAGAAGAGUUUCAGAAGCAUUGUGAUUGGCCUGAGAACAAACCAUUUUAUUUGGUGGAGGCAGCUGAGGAGGAUGGUGUCAGUGAUGAUGGUGUUGGUGAUUCGAGUUUUGAUGAUGAUAUGAAGAGUUAG